This is a messenger RNA of Halichondria panicea, 3283 nucleotides long. RefSeq lists its product as uncharacterized. The record is from RefSeq and is a predicted model, not a curated record. The transcript has 6 exons. NCBI's taxonomy places the organism in Eukaryota, Metazoa, Porifera, Demospongiae, Suberitida, Halichondriidae. The coding region runs from base 124 to 2937 and encodes 937 amino acids.
CCGAAGCUGAUCCCAGAAUUUUGGAAAUUCCUUUUAACCAUACCUGGGCUUAAUAUUUGCACUCAGAAUCAACAAGGUUAUACUCCUCUGCAUAUUCUUGUCCAGUCAAAGCUCUACUAUGUUAUGGGAAUGAUUAAGAAAUACCUGGACCAUCUUACUAAUGUAAGCGACAAGGUGAAUUUAAGAAAUGGAAAUGGAAAAACUGCAAUUCAGUUAGCUGAUAGAAGUACUUCUUAUCUUCUAAUCAAGUAUGGUGCCAACCCUGAUGAUGUCUCUGCUUUGUAUAGUGAUAUUCUCAACAGAUUCAAGAAAGAGCACCCACUAGAACCGUCAAUUAAGAUAGUUGUUCUUGGUAAUUCAAAAGCAGGGAAGUCAACACUCAUUGAAACAAUAAAGAGACAAGAUUUACCUACUGCCUCACAACAGAAUUGUACACAUGUUGAUGGUCCUACUGCUGGAGUAAAGAGUACUGAUCACACCAGUAAUGUUUUGGGACAUGUAACUUUUCACGAUUUCGGUGGACAACCUGAGUUUGAAAGUGGAAAUGCAGUAUUCUUAAGGACUUCAGUCUCCAUUGACUAUCCACCUAUAUUUCUAUUGCUGGUUGAUGUUCGUCAAGACUUUGUGAAAAGCGCUCAGUACUGGUUCUCUUAUAUAAAAGACAACACACCCGUUCAGUUGGAAACGCCCCCUCAUGUUAUCAUACUUGGUAGCCAUAGUGAUAGCAUUUCCGUAACUGACCAAGACAAAGUGAAAAAACAUAUUGGAUCUGUAAUGAGAAGUGUUGGUUCAGGAAAAUUUAAAUUGAAUGUCGCUGAUCCAAUAAUUCUAGACUGUCGAGCAGUAGGCUCUGAGCAAAUAAAGGUGUUAAGCCAAGUGCUAGCUGACAGCAGCACACAAUUGCGACACUUGCUAGAAGUUGACUGUCGUUGCCAUAUCCUCAUUGCUCAUUUAUUAGGAUGGUAUCACCAACAACACCCUGCUGUUAAAUCUGUUAAAUUCGAAGAAGUUAAAAAAAAAAUUGAGUCUUCUACUGUUAAUGAUUAUCAUGACGUUUUACUUCCAGCUACUACCCGUGAUUUAUUAGCUCUUCUAAAAUGCCUUCAUUCUGGGGGACAUAUCAUCUUACUGAAUCCUGACGACAUUAAUAGUUGCUGGAUUGUUUUGGACAAACAUUUUUUGUUUGAAAUGGUAAAUGGAACUUUGUUUGCUCCUCCUGAUGAUGACGGUUUUGAUCACGUGACUAAAGUGCAAACAAACACUGGUGUUGUUACUAGCAGUAUGCUCAAAUCUCUUUUCAAAACGAGUGAAAUUGAUCAUAUUAUCGAGUACAUUACCUACUCAGAAUUUUGUCAGAAGAUAGAAGACGAUGAAACUGUUACGCUGAUUGAAGCUGCUUGUUCUAGCAGCACAAAGUCAGCAAUGCAAAUCGAAUGUGAAGAGAGUGGACAUGUGUCAAGCGUUGAAGUAACUAGACAGCAAUUGAAAGAGGAGUAUUUUUUUCUUCCAUGUCUUGUACGAUGUGAACACCCGGAUCAUGUUUGGAGUGAUGAUGAACAUACAUCACAUACCGGUACUUUCAGUUGGUAUAUGAAAUGCAACAGAUCUCACUUCUUGAAUCCAAGGUUUUUGCAUGUGCUACUGCUGAGACUAACUUUCGACUUUGUCACCCAAUCCAAUUCUGAGCCACUGCAACGUAAAUGCAACAUAUGGAAGAAUGGUAUUCACUGGAGCACAAGGUCUGGAGUGGAGGUGUUAGUCGAAGUCGUUGAGCAAAACACUGCUGUUGUACUCUUGUUGCGCUUUAUUGAUGGGCACGAGUUGAAAGGAAUAGAACUUCGGUCUAAAAUAAUCGAGAAAAUUCUUCACACCAAGGAAGAAUUUUGCCCAAGUUCUGAAGUCAUGGAAUUUGUAAUUCCUCAAUAUUUGAGCUAUCCAGCCAAUUUUUGCGAUGUACGAAAAGUAUCAAUCGGUGAAAUUUCCCAGGCUAUGUCUGAAGGCAAUCCUUGUGCUUUUGAUUCAAACCAUAAAAGUCAUAAAUUGAAGUCAAUUCUACACUAUGACUCGUAUCUUCAAUUUGAUCACAGUCUUAUCGAGUAUUUGUGGUCGAACGAUGAUGAUCAGACAGAAGUUCCAUCUGAACAACUGUCAAAACUCACUAAAAUGCCAACUGGUGAACAAAUGAGAGUACUGGGACAAGAACUUGUUAUACAAAUUGAAGGCCAGGAGAAAAUAUCUUACAGGAAGCUCCAUGAAAUAUUGGGAAGUUUUACUAUCUUUUGCAAUCGGAAUCCUUUGAAAUUAGCCUCAGCGAAGAUCCCAGAAAUGUACAAAGAAUCUCGAUGGCAGCCCAAUGUUAACACACCCAGCUCCAGUAUAGUCACACAAAGGCUGCAGGACCACAUCAUAGGAUCUGAUAACCCUCUGCAAAGCCUACCUCCACACUCAACAGUGAGCCAGGAUUCUCAAAUAACCAAUGUUAUUAUUCCAACGAUCACCGAAAAGAUUGGCUCUUCUGUUGUGUCUCUCCCAACUAGUGCACCUGUAACGUACAGUACCUCAGGACCUUGUAAGGUGACUGUGAAUGAGCUAAAGAAGCAAUUUAAUAUUAGCGAUGAUCAACUUGGCAAUAGAGUCGAAAAAUCUGACAUUAAGAACUUGGCUUCUUUUUUUGGUGAUGUAGAACUCUAUCUCCCAGGCUUACGUCUGUGUGAAGCAGAUGACGCAGAUGUCCGAACAGCAGUUCACCUUCAUGGCAAUCAAACUGGAAUGAACAAAGCUCUUACCAUUUGGAUUAACUCGUAUAAAGCAACUUUCAAAGAUUUGAUUUCUAUCGCUUUGGAUGUACGUAAAGCAAUUGUGGCUGAAAGGAUUUGCAAGCAUUUGCAGCAAAACAAUCACAGUGAAUCCAGUCUACCAAGUAGUUCACCCCCCUAAACGACCAAGGCGUGACCCAGACAUGCGAUAGGAUUUUGUACACUUUCAACAUAAUUAGGAGUAUAGUUACUGCACCUGUCAAUAUUUUUUGACCCACAAUUUUGUAUAGUAGCUACAGUUUACGUACACUAUCUAGUUGACCUCAAUAUACACUUAUACUGAAACUGAACUUAUAAUGUUAUUAAGGUGCUCAGUUUUUUUCUUUAUAGAUUAUAGUACAUGUCUAGUUCAUAACCACUUGUACGUCUAUAGUUAAUUGGUAGUUUAUAUGUAAUUAUACCAUCUUUCUAUUGAUCAAACAUCAGCACAAUGUUUAGAUUAAGUUUACAUACCAUCUUUCUAUUGA